Messenger RNA from Plectropomus leopardus (leopard coralgrouper), 910 nucleotides. NCBI's taxonomy places the organism in Eukaryota, Metazoa, Chordata, Actinopteri, Perciformes, Serranidae. The record is from RefSeq and is a predicted model, not a curated record.
GCUGUGUGUCUGUUCCCUAAAAGUACAUGAUGUGUAGAGUAGUAUUAAGGUUUAUUGCAGUUUUGUGGGCUUGGUGCAGGUGUGUUUAGUGGCCUGUUUGCCGGGAAUAUAACUCUGCAAUAAAACUGCAAUAAAGUCUGUGAUCGCAUCAGUCACCUGCUUUGAUCGGUUAUAAAGACUCACUCUGCCUCCGCCUGCAGUCAGUCAUCCAGGAGCCUCUUUUGUCCGUUUCACCGUCCUCCAGCUCUCCGUCCAUCUGCAUCCUGAUCAUGGCUGUGACCAACCAACCGGGUGGCUACCCGCCCACCGACUUCCAGACCGGCCUGUGUGAUUUCUGCGAUGACGCUGGAACUUGCUGCUACGGUAUGUUUUGCUUCUGGUGCCUCGGCUGCAGCAUCGCCAGCGACAUGGACGAGUGCUGCCUGUGUGGCGCCACCGUGUUAAUGCGCAGCGUCUACAGGACCAAAUACAACAUCAACGGGUCAUUGUGUAACGACUAUUUGGCGCAUAUGUGCUGUCCGUGCUGUGCCAUCUGCCAACUUAAGAGAGAUAUCGACCGCAGGAAGGAGCAAGGCAUUUUCUGAGCGGUAAAAGCGUCUCAUUUUACUUCACCUACACCACGUCACGAUUUGUCAUGUUAUCUUUAUGGAGCUGCUGAGACAAUGGAAAAUCACAUGUCUGCUUUAUGCCUUCUAGAUGGCGUCACGACACCCAACGGUCUGCUGGAUUUCUGUGCUCGUUGAAGCAUCUGUAGAUACGGCCCAUCCUCUCUCUGAUAAAGAUACUCAUCAAGUAUUUUUCGGUUUAAUUUUGCCGUUUAUGGUGUUGUAAAUUGCUAUCCUUGUAAUAUCUUAGAAUGACACUGCAUUAACUUCUUCCCGUCGGUUAAACAUUAGUCAGUGGGGACACG